AUGAAGUGGGAUCACCUUGCAAUUCCAUAUGGCUUGCCAGAGAAGAACUGCACUGAAAGUGCAAAAGAUCUCUUUCUUCAUGGACAGGAUAUGGUUCGGACACACCUGCAGGUGCUCAAACUUGAAGAUGCCACUACAGAAACUGUAGCACUACUGCAAGGUUGGUACUUCUUGAAGCAGUGGAUCAUUCCGCUGGCCACUGGGGUGAAAGCUGCGAUCCUGUGGGCUGGAUUUUGGACGGAUGCCUCCGAUCCGGAAGGCCACAAGAGUCGAACCUCGAAAGAACGUCUCUUUGACUUCGCAGACCAAAUUGAGACCCAGACGGUACACCCCUCCACUCAGCUGGGGACGAUGGCAGAGGAUAACGGCAAUUUGGCCGAUUGCCAAGGUCUUAUAGCGAACGAGCUGAAGAGCAACAUGUGGAGUUUUUUCAGUUUCUCCUUUGUCUUCGGCAUGAUGAGAAAGAACCAGGACAUGGUCGUGGCCCUGGUGCACAAAGAAAUGGAUGGAGCACGGCCAUUGAGUGAGUCCAUCCUUUUCCAGUAUGAGGUACCAUCACUUGGCAUGGUUGCUUGGCGAGAGUAUUGGUCCCCACAUGUGGUGCUCAUCGACUUGUUGGGCACGUGCAAGCAAACAAGCCCGGCACUGCGGGCUCAAUUAUUCUCCAAUGUGCCUGCAGGGUACCGCGACACACUAAACCUUUUCGGGCUGAAGGAGAAUUGGACUGUGCAGGAGUACAGUCGGCGUUCCAGAUUGUCUUGGACCUGUUUGGAUUGUCCACAUUCCAGCUGCCAUUUGGACGAGCAUCUUGCAAGACAAGUGAAGCAGCUACUAGAGGCAGGGCGCGAGCAAGAUCAGAAGGAUACCAGGUUGAUCAAGGCUGCUAAAGAAGGCAAAGCCUCUGCGGUGGAGGAGCUAUUGAACACCGGAGCGCAAGCGAAUUGCCAGGAGCACGGUGGGGCAGACGACAAGGGUUUCAAGCAUGGUUACAAGGGUGACACACCUCUCCACUUCGCUGCGCGGGAAGGCUAUGAUGCCACUGCCCUGGUGCUGCUAAACCAUGGUGCCUCCGUAGAUGCCACAAACGAAAAACUCAAAACUCCGCUCCACCUUGCUGCGAAGCGGGGUCAUGCGGCUGUGGCGAAGAUCCUACUGGGGCACCAUGCUGAUGUGGAUGCCAAAGAUCAAAGCGGCCGCGCUCCGCUCCACCUCGCUGCCGAGUCUGGUGAUGUAGACAUGGCCAAGCUCUUGCUGAAGCACCACGCCAAGGUGGAUGUUGAGGAGCUUGAAUUUGGUUGGACUCCGCUACACUUCGCCGCAAAGGGUGAUCACCUGGCCAUGGCAGUGCUGCUGCUGGAAGCAAAUGCUAGCCUUCGAUUGAAAGACAAGAAUGGCGCUGAUGCACUCAGCGUGGCCACUGUAAACCUUGCUUGGGCCACACAAGCACUGCUUUUUGAGAUACAAGGUUCCCGGUUCCGCAUUGCUGGGAAGAUUGGUGAGGUGGCUGUGGCGGAGAUCCUGCUGAAACGCUACCCCAAUGCGCUCGACCUCGCUGCAAUGUCGGGUCAAGUGGCUGUGGCAAAGUUGCUGCUGAAGCACCGCGCCGAUGUGAAUAGCACGAUCAAUGGCUUGACUGCGCUCCACAGCGCUGCAAAGGAGAAUAAGGCAGACAUGGUGGAGCUGCUGUUGCAGCAUAAUGCCAAUGUGAACGCCCGGGAUUUCUCCGGCGAAACUCCGCUUCACCAAGCUGCAGGCUGCGGCGCGGGCGUUCGCUCCGCUGGAGCCAGCUCAAGGGUGGUGGAGGUGGAGCUCCUGCUGAAAGCAAAGGCCGAGGUGAACCCCAGGGACCAAAGUCACCAGACACCUCUUUCUUGUGCGAAAUCCACGGAGGUGGCCAAGGUGUGCUUUGCUGGCGUUGGUGCCGUUGCCGCUGUGAAGGCGGUCUCUGCAGGGCCUGAGCCUCUGGAGUUCUGGUGCCAACGGCGGAAAUUCCGCUUGCAACCGGGGCUCCAAGCGAAGGAUGAGGAGAGGAUCGCCCUUCAGAUGCUGGCGGAGGUGUCAGGACUCUCACUGGCGCAGCUGCGGAGCGUCCUAAAGAGCACCUGGUCGGGCCUGGAGCUGCACGUGGAGGCCCUUGCUCGCACGCCUGACAAAGAAAGAAGGCGCUUGGCUGAGCAAUUGGUGCAACAUGCAAGAGCUCAAGGGCUGCUGCCAGAGGCCGCGCGGGUCGACAAGCUGGUGCAGUCCUCGCGGCCCAGGCCGGAGACGCGUCGCACGUAUGGUGUCGACGUGGGCGGCGAUGCGCCACUUUACCUCGGGAUGGACGGCCUUCGCCUUGAAGAGCCGGAGGUCGAGCACGCGCUUUCACAACUCCGAGAGGAGGGGGUGGUGCUUCUGUCAGGCAACACCUGCCAUGCUGCUCACGCUGAGCUUCGCAAAGUCCUGCGCUUGCCGCCGUCCCACACACGUCCCGUGCGGGAGGUGCCGAGCGGCGAGGUGUGCUCCGCCUUGGGCUGCGCAGCACCUCAGGAGCCGUCGGCGGGCCGGAGACACUUCUUGCUGCGUGGGACGGCUCUGGCGGAGCAAGUGGCAGUGCCCAUGCUGGCCGCCCUCAUGCCUCUUUGCUACAGAUACUUCUCAGAACAGCGCCCAGAUGCCUCACCAGGCGCGCUGCGCCCGACGGCGACCGGCGAGACCGGCGAGACCGCCCUGCCGCGUGUCUUGGGCGUUCGAGUGGCUUGGGGUAAACUGGCCACUCGGCUUGGAAAGAGAAAGCGCACCAUGGAAAGUUCCGAGCUUCACUCAGCCUUUGAGAAAGCCUUGAAAAGGCAUCGGGAAGAGGUUUUUGCGCAUUUGAACAGUUGGUUGGAACGGCUUGACGUGACCUUGGAAGAGCGCUCUGGGUUGCCCUUCGGCUUCGGACUGGAGAAAGAUCUGCUGGAGGAGCUGAGCAAAGAAGCAGAGGUCACCGCCCAGGUCUCCGAGCACCGCUCCCAGCGCUCCGAGCCGCGCGGAGCCGGCGCCGACGUCUCCGCGACGGCGGAGGAGCCCUCGGAGCUCGAGGAGCCCAGCGCCCGCUCCGAGGAGCGCUCCGAGGACGUCGUCACGGCCGCCGCCUCGGCGGCCUCGGCCGCGCGGAGCCCCGGGCGCUCCAUCGCCUCGGACGCGCAACGGAAGCUGAACCGGAGCGGCAGCUAUGAAACGGCCAAGGCCGAGGAGACGCGACUGCUGUUUUCCUGGGGAGGCAUUUUUUCGGACUUGGAUAUAGGUGCAGCUCAGACUCGUUCGAAGUGCAAGAAGAGACUGCAAGACUUUCAAAACUAUGCCUUCCGGAUCGUGAACUCCACCUGGUUCAACGCUGCCUUUGCCGUUAUCAUCAUUACCAAUUCCUUGUACUUGGGAGCGCAGGUCGAAGUGAAUGCGGCCCACGAUGGGCUUUUUGUUCAUCCCGUCUUUGUGGUGAUCCAUAUGAUCUAUAUGGGUCUCUUUUCGAUUGAGAUCUUCUUUCGCUGCGCUGCCGUCGGUCCUCGCUCCUAUGUGUGUGGCUCUGGAUGGGCUUGGCACUGGCUAGACAUGGUCGCGGUGUUUUCAUCGUGGGUGGAGUUCGUGGUCGACUUUCUGGAUCAGAGUGGAACGUACUCCUCGGCCGCCAGCAAUUUUCGGAUUCUGAGAAUCUUCAGGAUCACUCGUUUGGUGAAGGUCUUACGUUCCUUGAGCCUGGUCCGUUUCAUUGGCGCGCUGCGGAUCCUGGUGCAUUCCAUCGCAGAUACCUUAAAGCCUCUGGGCUGGGCCUUGCUUCUGCUGAUUCUCAUUCAAUACACAUUCAGCAUCUUAUUUACCGACGCUGCACUCGACUUUAUCUCUGUGGCACCGCCCGGCGACGCCACAGCGGAAGACAUGCGGAUCUACUACGGCUCGGUCUACCAGUCCACGCAGACAUUGUUUAGAUCUUUGUUAGGUGGUUUGGAUUGGGCGGCGCCCGCGGAAGCCUUGAGCCCUUUAGGUAUUUUUUGGGUGCAGAUGUUCCAUUUGUACAUUGCUUUUUGCUCUCUGGCGGUUUUGAAUGUCAUGACAGGUGUCUUUUGCCACAGCGCCAUCAUGGCUGCGGAGCACGACCAUCAGAAGUUGAUUGAGAAUCGGAAGCGGUUCAGAGGAGUGCUCGAGGAGAUUUUCUACAAGAUGGAUGCGGGCGGUUUCGGGAAGAUCACCAUUUCGCAGUUCGAGAAGAUCUUCGAAGAUGAGGACAUGAAAGCCUUCUUCGAAGCGAUCGAGAUCGACGCGGUCGAUGCCUGGACGCUCUUUGAAAGCUUAGAUGUGGAUGGUGACUUCGUGGUGAGCAUCGAUGAGUUUGUGGAGCGGUGCAUGCAGCUCCAUGGCAGUGCCCGAUCGGUCGACUUGUAUGCCCUGAAGCAGCAAAGCUUUAAGAUGCGACAACAGAUGGACGAUCUGGAGGUGAUGCACAAGAAAAUGGCCAAACAUCUUCUCUUCCUCUCGCACAUCGGAAAGGCUGGACUGAGUAGCGAUGCUUUGGAGGCGCUGGUGCCGGGUGGAAGCGUCCAUGGCACGAUCUCCGCAAAUGCCUUGUCAGUCUAGAAUGGUGAUGGGUCCGAUGGGUCUUCAUCUUAUCCCGCUUCCUUUCUAGAAGUGACCGAAGGAAAGACGUACCAGUGAGAAAACAGUUUGUGAUCAGAAUUUCAUUUGCGACCAAAUCUGAUUUGCUUGUUUAGCCCCUGCCCUCUCUUAGAGAGGAGGGAGUCUGAGUCAGUCUGGGUUAGCGAAUCUGUCUGACCCUGCGUUCGAAGCUUCAGUGCUGCCCUGCACCGAGCUGAGAGCUUGAAGAAGUUUCUUGGCUCUGUCCAGUGUCUCGUGUGCCUUGAGCCAAAGAAAC
Durusdinium trenchii is the source of this 4888-nucleotide messenger RNA. The record is from the annotation of a GenBank genome assembly. NCBI's taxonomy places the organism in Eukaryota, Dinophyceae, Suessiales, Symbiodiniaceae.